AUGGUUGCGGAUGCGGUAGCGGACGAAGGGCGUGUGAAUCGCACUGCGUCGAGGAAAAUUAUACCGGCACGUGAGCGCAUCCAUGCGGACGAAUUGCAAGUCGUCUGGCAUUUUGAUGUCUGUCUUUGCUGUCUCCUUGUCUGUUAA
Molecule: messenger RNA, 147 nt
Organism: Gongylonema pulchrum
Lineage: Eukaryota; Metazoa; Nematoda; Chromadorea; Rhabditida; Gongylonematidae
Source: the annotation of a GenBank genome assembly